Lecanosticta acicola is the source of this 2394-nucleotide messenger RNA. Lineage: Eukaryota; Fungi; Ascomycota; Dothideomycetes; Mycosphaerellales; Mycosphaerellaceae. The record is from the annotation of a GenBank genome assembly.
AUGGACCCCCUUUCGCCAGCAGGACCGUCCUCGAGUAGCAGCGGACAGAUCGUGAAGGGAACCAGAAAGGGCACGAGAAGUUGCGUCGAGUGUAAGCACCCACGACGUCACCUCUUUUCGGCGUGAGCCUCACAACGUCUCUGCAGGCCGCCACAGGAAGAUCCGGUGCGUGUGGACAUCGCCCAGCGACGCCGUCUGUGCCGGGUGUAGGACCAAGGGGAAAGAGUGCGUUCCUCAACAGUAUCGGCGAACUACUGCGGUUCCCAAAUUGUCCUCCCAGGAUCGUAUCAACCGGUUAGAGGCACAGAUUGCCAGCCUAGCCAGCCUCGCAACCCAGUGUGAGGACGAUGAAAGCGAAGUAGGAGCUCUGGAAGAAGAGCCAGACGACAAAUUUUCAGUCGAAGGGCCAGCAGCCUCCCCUCCACAUCAUAUCAGAUUCCUUUUCGACAAUGCUGUCAUUGACCCUGCAGAGAGCUACGAUGAGGAGGUCGGUACUUAUCUUAGCCAGGCCAAGGUCUCAAAGCGAUACUUGGACCAGGCACGGCUGAAGCUUCAGCGGCUUAUGCCGUCAAGGUACGAGAUUCGCAACCGCACGUUGUGGCGACUGGCUGACUGUUUUGCAGGUAAGCUUUAUCAUCAGGUUCCGAGUCUGCGUCCGAUUCUGAACAACCCCAGGGAAUGGCUGACUGCUGUCGCGAGUUAUGCGACGCCAUGGAUGUCUCUUUACAUGAGCAUCUUUCCCUAUACAUCCCCCAUUGACACUAAAGAAGAAUUGAUCUCCCAGCAUGAUGAGAUGCAAUCACCAACCGCCCACCCCGUAACGAUGGCCAUGUUUCUAUGCACAUUCGCCAUUACUGCGCAACAAGUCCCUCCAGAUCAGGAAAACACGUCGCCACCUUUGAACUGGAAGGAUGCUCCGACUUAUGCGCGACAAGUUGCUCAAGCGGUUGAAGCAACGAUCAUUUCUCACACCGGGCUUGCUAUGACCGUUGAGGGCAUCGAGAUGGCUAUCUUGUUGCUUCGACUGUAAGCUGCCCCAUGGUUUCCCACCCCACAACCACCAAUGUUGUAGAUAUUAAUCUUUGUUCCCACAGACAGCUCGGCCUAGGAGCAAUUCGAAGCCUCUGGCUUUCUCUGCGGCGGACUGUCGCCUUGGCGGAACUCAUCGGUCUUCCCCGUUUCUGGUACUCACGAAGGGACGAUCUGAUCCCGGCCACAUAUACUCCCGGAUCCUCCACCUCCAGCUCCCGUGAUCGCAUCACCCAGAAGAUUGCAAUCUGGACAGCUAUUUGCUUGACUGAUAGGCUCUCCAGCAUGAUGUUUAAUCUCCCCGCUGCCACCUCGAGCCAUCGCUUUCCGCGAAAGGAUAUAAUGACGCCUGAGGGUGAAGUAUUGGUGGCGUCUCAUCUUUUCGAAUUGUCGAGCCUUGCAUUGGAAGUGCAGGCGUUGGACGAAGCGUGCAUGAUGAACGAAUCCGCUGAAGAAACGUACCAAAACGUGCUUACCAUCGACUGCCGGUUGCGAACCCUGAAGAGCCAGACUCCGACAGUACGAAUACCACGUGUGCUGAUUUCGUAUGAGCGUACUGACAGAUUAUAGUCUUGGUGGAAUGACUGGCCUCACAAGGCAUCCUCAGCCUCGCUGGUCCAAUUUUGGCACUUCUAUCUUACCGCUCGCAUCCAUCUUCAUGCCGCUAUGUCCCCGGACGAACAGGACCAGUUCAGCUACAGUCGCACAGCAUGCGAGCAAGCCUGCGAGACCCUGUCACGGCUCUACCCUGGUCUCAGAUACGGACUUCCUUCUGGCUUCUUCCUCUGCCGCAUCAUCGACAUGCAGAUCUACACUGCCGUGGCCUUCCUAUUACUCACAAGCAUGCGAGGAUCCAAUGCGACGGAUCCGCGCAAAAUUGCUAUGGCACAAACUAUUCUGGAGACGAUGGAUGCUGUGUCAAACCGUACCUCCCACGUGGAAUUCAUAAGUGGAGCAUCGUCGACUAUUCGCUCCCUCAUCGCUCUUGCGCGGGACGGAUCUUCGAGCUCGCAAAGUCUCACGCUUCGAAUCCCGCUACUUGGAAAAGUACGAAUUGGCCGAAAGAAAACUUCUGGUUCAGGGGCGACAGCCAACCAGCCUCAGGACCACGAAGCUGCUAUGCCACAAAUGCAACAGGCACAAGCGGCCGAACAGAGCUACAGUAACCAGGGUGCCCCAAGUGCUACCAGAACGGCGGAGGUAAAUCAACAACACUACGACAUGUCGAAUUCCAACACUUUGCCUUGGCUGAUGGAGCUCGAUAUGAAUUCUCAGUCUCUCCAGUAUCCUUUCCUGGCGGACGACAUUACACACUUUGAUCAGUGGCUUAGUACAGAUAGCGGCAUGGCAUUGAACAGUAUAUAG